AAGAAAUAUGGCUACAAUUCUCGGUAGCUCGUUCUUACCGACCAGAGUGAGGAACCGUAUUGAGGAAUCGUACGAGGAACCAACUUUUGGCAAAUGUGACUGUACUAGUUACAGCUAUCUUGCCCUGAGCGUCGUUCUAUUCACCAUUGGUACAGCUAUCACUAUUUCUGCUUUGGGUGAGGUCGCAGACGGACACGUAUUUUUGAAUCUUGGUCACAUGUGGCUUAUCGGUCCAAUAUUCAUCUGUUCCGGACUGAUGGUAGCCAUCAAGUGUAUGCUUUAUCUUCGAAGAAAGUCCGUUAUACAAAUGAUUAUUCAUCAGCGACAAUUGCUUAGGCAGGAGUUGAUGACCCGUGCUCGUGGUAUGGGGCACAUUGGUACAGUAACUUCAGGUCCGCCUUCCUACGAGGUAAUUGUCCGAGAAAAUUCUAACGAACUACCGCCACCUUCUUACGCGGAAGCGAUAGCUCUUCUACAGAGGACUAUCGGGAACGAUGCCAAAUCGAGUUGUGAAACAGUCUCUUGCAGGAAUAUUGCUAUAGCUGAGAACAUAAGGCAAAAACCUUGAAACGGAUAUUUCUUCCGAUCAAAAGAUCGAGGAUCGCGAAGAAUUGCAACUUCACUUUUUUAAGUGCAAAUAAUUGCUCGUUUCUUCAUUUUCUUUCUAUAUUAAACGAGCUUUUUUUACUAUAAACUAAUCGCAGAUCCGUUGCGUAAAUGGUCUCUAUCGCACGCUGUAUUAGUUAACGGGCAAUGAAAGAAGAGU
Colletes gigas is the source of this 766-nucleotide messenger RNA. RefSeq lists its product as uncharacterized. NCBI's taxonomy places the organism in Eukaryota, Metazoa, Arthropoda, Insecta, Hymenoptera, Colletidae. The transcript is spliced from 3 exons. Bases 8 to 568 code for a protein of 186 amino acids. The record is from RefSeq and is a predicted model, not a curated record.